AUGCCGGGCUGCCCCUUUGUUAUAGUAAGAUCUUUCAUCGUGAGGCUGGGCAUACCUAGACCCGUGUGGCAGAUGGUGCUGCUGGAUGCUGCUGCCCGCCCCAUGGAGGAAGCUCAGCUCAUUGCUGGGGUAGGUGUGCCCACAGGAUUCCCAGAGGCACUACAACCCAGGGGGGAAGAGGAAGAGGAGGAAAAGCAGAAGGGCUCCGGGCCCAUCACUUUCACUCUGGGCAAUGAGAUCCUGGGGCUGGAACCUGACAACAAUUUCCAGAGCCCUGAUGCUGAGGUCUACAUGCACUUCAUGAGAAGUCACUGCUGCUAUGAUGCCGUCCCCACCAGCUGCAAGCUUGUUGUCUUCGACACCACGCUAGAGAUCAAGAAGGCUUUUGUGGCACUCGUGGCCAACGGGGUGCGGGCAGCCCCACUGUGGGACAGCAAGAUGCAGAGCUUUGUGGGGAUGCUCACCAUCACUGACUUCAUCAACAUCCUGCACCGCUACUACCGCUCGCCUCUGGUCCAGAUCUACGAGGUGGAGGAGCACAAGAUUGAGACGUGGAGAGAGGUGUACUUGCAGGGCUCCUUCAAGCCACUGGUCUACAUCUCCCCAAGUGAUAGCCUCUUCGACGCCGUCUACUCCUUGAUCAAGCACAAGAUCCAUCGCCUGCCUGUCAUUGAGCCCAUCUCAGGCAACGUGCUGCACAUCCUCACCCACAAACGCAUCCUCAAGUUCCUCCACAUCUUCGGCUCCACCAUCCCCAAGCCGCGUUUCCUAAAGAAAACAGUGCAGGAGCUGUGUGUCGGCACCUUCCGUGACGUGGCUGUCGUACCUGAGAAUGCUCCUGUGUAUGCUGCUCUGGAGAUCUUUGUGGACCGCCGUGUCUCUGCGCUGCCCGUUGUUAAUGCUGCAGGUCAAGUAGUUGGGCUCUACUCCAGGUUUGAUGUCAUUCACCUGGCAGCCCAGAAGACCUACAACAACCUGGACAUCAGUGUGCGGGAGGCACUGCGGCAGCGCACCGUGUGCCUGGAGGGCGUCCUCACCUGCUACCCCCAUGAAACCAUGGAGGACAUCAUCGACCGCAUCGCCGAGGAGCAGGUCCAUCGUCUGGUUCUGGUGGAUGAGAACCGGUACCCGCGGGGCAUCGUCUCCCUCUCUGACAUCCUCCAGGCCCUGGUGCUCACUCCCGCAGGUAUCGAUGCUCUUAACUCUUAGCCCGCGACGCUCCAUCUUUCUCCAUUCGCACCCUCCAUUUCUCUCCACUUCAGGUAGGCGCUGCCCCUCUGCCACUGCAGAGCUGGCCAGGGAGGGGGGUCUGGGGGCACUGGGGGUGCCCAGGUGGUCACAGCGGGACCAAGGUGAUGGUUGUCCCAGGGUCUCUAGGUGGGAUGCAGGUUGCACACUUCUUUGGGCUGGGUGAUGGUUUGGGGACAUGAUGUAGCCCAAGACAAAAUCCAUCCUUUUGGCAUUGCCUCCUGGUCUUCAUGCCCACCUGGUCCCCAGCAGUGCCCCGUACAUAAUGCAGCCCUGUUACCUUAAGCAGGCAUGGGACCUGCACAGUGGCCACGUGGGUAGCAGUGUCAGGGGGAGACCAGCAGUAUAUCCCCCUCCAGACCAACCCCAUCUCCUUUGCCAGUGCUUGCACACAAGUCCGGGAUGAAGGUUGUCCUUGUGCUCUGUGUCCUGUGGCUGCAGGGCAGGACGCAGUGCUAUGCUGCAGGGUGCCCAGCCUGGUGUCAUGCCCACAGGGGGGUUAUGGCCUUGCACACUCUCUCGCCCUGCAGGCAUUGACCGACACUCGCUCUGAGGACACCAGGGAAGUGCCACAGGCUCAUCCAACACAGGGCCUCUUGCUUGAGUACCGCAGGGCCAUGGAAGGAGGCUUGGGGCCCAGGGGCUCUCCAUGGGGGGGGCUGCCCAUCUGCCCUGGCCCUGGGAUUCACUCUGAGCCUGGGGCCAACUCCUGCCAAGCUUGGGGAGGAACAGAGCGGGGGAAAAAGGGUCCAAGGGUGCCUCCAGACUGUGAGCACACAGGGAUGCUCAGUAGGCACUGUGCUACCAGGAGCUGUGCAGCUGGACGCAGGGACACCUGCAUGGCACUGUGGGACCUGCAACAUCCCCCCCUCCCAGCGACUGCUGUCCCCUCCUGCUGCGAGACCCCAGUGCUUCAGGUCCCACUGGUUGUGCCGGGUGCCUGGGAGGAGCGCAUGGCUCAGCUGCACGCACAGGCUUGUUUUUUGUAGGGUCUCCAGGGCUGGAGCACCCUGGUAGAGGUGUUCGCAAGGGGACCCUGUACACUGAUAGGGGGGUGGGGGGAUAUUUAUUUAUUUACCAGUCUCUUCAGCCUUGCUGGAAUAAAGCAGCCUGCCCUAGGCA
Molecule: messenger RNA, 2370 nt
Organism: Phasianus colchicus (ring-necked pheasant)
Lineage: Eukaryota; Metazoa; Chordata; Aves; Galliformes; Phasianidae
Source: RefSeq, a predicted model, not a curated record